CAGUUCUCCCAGCUCACAUGUGGACAGAGCUGCCUGCUCAGGCCUCCAGGAUGACCGUCCCUGCCUCCUGGCCCCACCCCCCUCCUUGCCUGCUGCUGACUCUACUGCUGGGACUCACAGGAGGGGCAGGUGAAAAUGAGCUGCCGGUGAUUCAGCCUGAGAAGUCAGUGUCGGUUGCAGCUGGAGAGACGGUCACUCUGAACUGCACCAUGACCUCCCUGCUCCCCGUGAGGUUUAUAGAGUGGUUCAGGCAGACAGGGACAGGCCGGGAGUUAAUCUACAGUUUCAAAGAAGGCCACUUUCCCCGAGUAACAAGUGUUGCAGACACCACAAGGGGAAAUACCAUGAACUUCUCCAUCCGCAUCAGUAACAUCACGCCCGCAGACGCUGGUAUCUACUACUGUGUGACAUUCUGGCAAUGGUUCCCUGAUGUGGACUUUAAAUAUGGACCCGGAAUUCAGCUGCUUGUGAGUGCCAAACCCUCUCCCCCCGUGGUAUCGGGCCCCACGGGGAGGGCCCCACCUAAGCAGACAGUGAGCUUCACCUGUGAGUCCCACGGCUUCUCCCCCCGAAACAUCACCCUGAAAUGGUUCAAAGAAGGGAAUGAGCUCCCGGCCUCCCAGACCUCCGUGGACCCAGAGGGAGACAGCGCUUCCUACAGCGUCUCCAGCACAGCCAGGCUGGUGCUGGCCCCGGGGGACGUUCGCUCUCAGCUGGUCUGCGAGGUGGACCACGUCACCCUGCAGGGGGGCCCUCCUCUUCGUGGGACUGCCAACUUGUCUGAGACCAUCCGAGUUCCGCCCACCCUGGAGGUGACCCAACACCCUGUGGCAGGGAAUACGGAGACUGUCACCUGCCUUGUGAAGAAGUUCUAUCCCCGGAGCCUACAGCUGACCUGGUGGAAAAAUGGAAACUUGUCCCAAACAGAUAUGGCCUUGAUCCUCACAGAGAACAAGGACGGAAUCUUUACCGGGAUGAGCUGGCUCCUCGUGAAUUUAUCUGCCCACAGGGAGGACGUGGUGUUCACCUGCCAGGUGAAGCAUGAUGGGCAGCCGGUGGUCACCAAACACCUUACCCUGAAGGCCUCUGUCCACCAGAAGGACCAGGGGUCAGACAUAAAUACAGGUGAGGCCACCACUAUGUCUACUCAAUUCCUCAUCGCUUUCCUCCUAGGCCCCAAGCUGCUGCUGGCAGUAGGUGUCUCUGCCAUCUAUGCCCACAGGAAGCUCAGGGCCUGACU
Molecule: messenger RNA, 1240 nt
Organism: Rhinolophus ferrumequinum (greater horseshoe bat)
Lineage: Eukaryota; Metazoa; Chordata; Mammalia; Chiroptera; Rhinolophidae
Product: signal-regulatory protein beta-1-like
Exons: 5
Coding region: 18-1238 (406 amino acids)
Biological process (GO): positive regulation of phagocytosis; positive regulation of T cell activation
Cellular component (GO): plasma membrane
Source: RefSeq, a predicted model, not a curated record